Trichomycterus rosablanca is the source of this 2256-nucleotide messenger RNA. Its product is annotated as arf-GAP with coiled-coil, ANK repeat and PH domain-containing protein 2-like. The record is from RefSeq and is a predicted model, not a curated record. Bases 172 to 1506 code for a protein of 444 amino acids. Gene Ontology annotation, molecular function: GTPase activator activity. NCBI's taxonomy places the organism in Eukaryota, Metazoa, Chordata, Actinopteri, Siluriformes, Trichomycteridae. The transcript has 15 exons.
CGGUUGAUGAAAAUGAGCUGAAUGUACUGAAGCACACAGAAGUGAAGGAUCAAGAGAAGAGAUCUGCUGAAACUAACGAGCUCAGCCAUAUUCAGACUCUUUAAUGGAGCUUCUAAUAGAGUUUCACCUCAGGACGACUCAGGUGAUGAUCUGGACGUGGAGGACGGUACCAUGAAGCAGGGUUAUCUGUUCAUCAGGAUGGACAACAUCUUUAAAACAUGGAGCAGGCGCUGGUUCUCCAUUCAGAACAACCAGAUCGUCUACAGGAAGAAGUUAAACGAUAACGUGAACGUGCUGGUGCAGGAUCUGCGUCUGUGUUCAGUUAAACAGUGUGAGGACGUCAGACGCUGCUUCUGCUUUCAGCUCAUCACACCUACAAAGACCUGGAUGCUCCAGGCUGAUUCAGAGAAGAUCAGACAGGAUUGGAUCAGAGCCACACAGAGCAGCAUCAUCACAGCCUUCAGCACCACAUCAGAUCAGGAGGACGCCGAGCUGAAGAGCGAUGAUGAUGAUGAUGAUGAUGAUGUGGAGGCUGAAGGUGGGAUCAUGAUGGAGGGUUUUCUGUUCAAGAGAGCCACUAAUGCAUUUAAAACAUGGAGCAGACGCUGGUUCUCCAUAAAGAACAACCAGAUUCUCUACCAGUCCGAGUUUAAGAAUAAAACCACCGUGAUGGUGGAGGAUCUGCGUCUGUGCUCAGUUAAACCGUGUGAGGAAACCCGACGCUGCUGCUGCUUCCAGAUCAUCACACCUACAAAGAGUGUUACACUGCAGGCUGAUUCAGAGGAGACGAGACAGGGUUGGAUCAGCGCUAUACAGAGCAGCAUCAUCACGGCCUUUAACAGCACAUCAGGUCAGGAGGUGAAGUCAGUGCUGACCACAGGACCUUCACAGAAAGAUGAAAGUCCAGUACAGAAGAUCAGGGCUAUCGAGGGGAACGACACGUGCUGCGAGUGCGGCCGGCCCAAGCCGGAAUGGGCCAGCGUUAAUCUGGGGAUCACACUGUGUAUCCGGUGUUCCGGCAUCCACAGGAGUUUAGGAGUAAACAUCUCCAGGGUGAGGUCUCUGACUCUGGACAGGUGGACACCUGAGACCAUUCAGCUGAUGUGCGAGCGAGGAAACAACAUGAUGAAUCUGAUCUAUGAAGCUCGCAGGGAGGAACUCGGGAUCAGAAAAGCUCAGCCUGGAGACUCAAGGGACGAUGUGGAAUCUUACAUCAGAGCCAAAUACAUCCAGCAGCGCUUCAUCAGGAAGAAACCUGAUCAAGAACCUCAGCUGUUGUCCAAAGAACCACAAGAACCACGACUGCUGGCUGUAGAACCACGACUGCUGGCUGUAGAACCACGACUGCUGGCUGUAGAACCACGACUGCUCGCUGUAGAACCACGACUGCUGGAUGUAGAACCACGACUGCUGGCUGAGGAACUGCAGAAGAUGGCUAAGAUGCUGGAAAAAGAAUUACAGCUGAUGGCCGAAAUACUGCAGCUGCUGAACAUCAAAUGCCAUUAAAUCCCUAAAACACACACACACACACACACACACAUAAAUCCAAAACUUAUAUUUUAUAUUUGGCUAAAAUUUCACCUCUUCCCAGUAAAACAAGAGCAAACUAACUUAACAUCAUCACACAUAGAUAAUAACAGCAUCACCUAGACCCUCCUUAUACACUCACUCAUACAAUAUUAACGGCUGUAAGUUUAUUAUUGACGGGAUGUUGGAAUGAAAUCAGGGUUCUGAUGGCUGAGGUGCAGGACAGAACACAGAUGAUCAUCUGUGCUAGUUUAAUAUGUUACUGGGCUGGUUGUAACAAUAUCAGUAAAGAAAGCAGUAAAACACAAUAGCAAAUGUGCAGGACUACAAGCCUGUAGGACUAUUGAGGGAGAGUCACACUACACCACAAUCCUUCACCAGCACCCAUAUAUGAACCUGCUGAGGUGCUUUGCUAGCUGCAUGAGACUGCUGGGAAUAUUAACCUGUCAGACCAUCGGACCAGAACCACAGGAAGCUCCAGCACAUCGUACACUGUGUUGUAAAUGACAGUAGAUGAGAGGAGACUAGCAGACCAGCACCAGCGCAUCAUGUGUCACACAGCUGUACAUCAACUUCUGGUGCUAAAAUAUCCUCACCAGUGCAGUCCAACAACCACAGAAGAUCCCUGUCCAUGAUAUUCAAGAUCAACCUGAGAGACUCCACAGAUCUUCACAUCAACUGUAGUCUGUUUAAUUAGAGUAAAAAUAAAGUAUAAUUAUAGAAAUAUCA